Anguilla rostrata (American eel) is the source of this 2314-nucleotide messenger RNA. RefSeq names its product dynactin 2 (p50) (gene dctn2). NCBI's taxonomy places the organism in Eukaryota, Metazoa, Chordata, Actinopteri, Anguilliformes, Anguillidae. Gene Ontology annotation, cellular component: centrosome; dynactin complex; cytoplasm. The coding region runs from base 274 to 1485 and encodes 403 amino acids. The transcript is spliced from 14 exons. The record is from RefSeq and is a predicted model, not a curated record. Gene Ontology annotation, biological process: mitotic spindle organization.
UGAAAGAGGACGAUAACGCGAGAUCACCGGCUACUCGGCUCACCAGGAUUCACAGCUGUCAAACGGCGGGGGAAAUAUACAUCAAUAGAUAAAUUCAGGUUUUACAUAGAUGUGGUCUAGUUAAUGCUCGGCCAAAACACUUCUCCUGGCGUAUAUUAAAAUACACUAGCUGUACCUGCCGCCGCUGCUAGUCCACCUCCUGUUAUUGUAUCAAAGCGCAAGGACUGCUCCCCCUUUCUUUAUCAUACUCUCCUACGGAUCGUAGCUACAGCAAUGGCGGAUCCCAAAUAUGCCAACCUGCCAGGAAUCGCUUCUAACGAGCCAGAUGUGUACGAGACCAGCGACCUGCCGGAGGACGACCAGGCCCAGUUUGAGUCGGAGGAGCUGUGCAGUGACAGUGUGGAGCGCAUCGUGGUCAACCCCAACGCCGCCUAUGACAAGUUCAAGGACAAGCGGGUCACCACCAAGGGGCUCGACUUCUCGGACCGCAUCAGUAAGAGCAGGAGAGUGGGCUACGAGUCUGGAGAGUAUGAGAUUCUGGCUGAGGGCUGUGGAGUGAAAGAGACCCCACAGCAGAAGUACCAGCGGCUGGUGAACGAGAUCCAGGAGCUGAGCCAGGAGGUGGAGUCUAUCCAGGCCAGCACGCGGGACAGCAGUGUGGAGGAGAGGCUCACUCCUGUGGCUCUGGCCCAGCAGGCUGCUCAGCUCAAACAGCAGCUGGUCUCCUCUCACCUGGACGCUCUGCUCGGGCCUCAGGCCCACAUCAACCUGGCCGACCCCGACGGAGCGCUCGCCAAGCGUUUGCUCACGCAGCUGGAGGUGGCGAGAGGCAGCCGCGGGGGAUCUGCCGGAGAGGGCCGGGGGGGCGGAGCCAAAGGCCCGGACGGCGUGGUGCUGUACGAGCUGCACAGCCGGCCUGAACAGGAACGCUUCUCUGAGUCUGCCAAGGUGGCUGAGCUGGAAAAGCGUCUUGCAGAGCUGGAGACAGCAGUGGGGUCCUGCCCAGAUAAGCAGAGCCCUCUGGUUGCUGGGUUGCAGGCAGGCAGUCUGAUGGAAACCAUGAAUCUGCUGCAGGCUCGGGUGGGGGUGCUGGACUUGGCCACUCUGGACCAGGUGGAGGCCAGGCUGCAGAGCGUCCUGGGUAAGAUGAACGAGAUCGCCAAGCAGAAGUCGGCCAUCGAGGACGCUGAGACGCAGAACAAGGUGUCGCAGCUUUAUGACAUCGCCCAGAAGUGGGACUCCAUGGCAACCACUCUCCCCCAGGUGGUGCAGAGGCUGAUCGCUGAGAAAGAGCUGCAUGAGCAAGCCAUGCAGUUUGGCUCGCUGUUGACGUACCUGGACACCACUCAGCAGAUGAUCAAUAACUCCCUGAAAGACGACGCCUCCCUGCUCACACAGGUCCAGCAGACGAUGAAGGAGAACCUGAAGGCGAUCGAGGAGAACUUCUCAGCGCUGGACCAGAGGAUGAAGAAACUGUCCAAAUAAACCUGUCGCUCUUCCACUUUCUAAGUAGAGGAAGAGGAGGAGGGGGAAACAGGAGAGUAAUCUUCUCCUUUCUCCUCUCCUAUAGCCCUUUUCUCCACCUCCGCCUUUUUUUUGAUGUUUUUUUUGCAAAGUUGGAAUGUAGGAAAAAACCAAACAAGACCAAAUGCUCCCACACUACAGUACCCUUGAACCAGGACAGGCCUCCUCUUCUGUAUCCUCCACCAGGUCUUUUAAUAUAGCCGCCUGGUGUAAACCAUUCUCAGUCCAGGCCCUUGUACAGCAAAGCUGGGCGUGGUUUUCACGCGCCUGUCAGAGUGCCCAGACCCCGCCCACAGGGGCGGUUCUGAGGGGCAAAGUCAUCCAGGCUGUUUGUACAGGAGUGCAUCAUGGGUAAAUACGUCCACUAACUGAAGAGGUAACGUUCGAGCGCACAGUACCCGCUGGUUGUUGGGCCUUGUUGGGGCGUGGGUGGGGCGGGGCAGGAACAGAUGCUUGUAAAUACGCCUGUAUACCUUAAAAUAUUUUCAUUGCUUCUUGUAUCUGACUGAUUUGCCACAGGAUAACCAGGGGUGGGAGAGUGAGGUGGCGUGGAAGCAAUUGUGGGUGGGGCUGCCAAUCUGCCAGUCACUGCUGCGUUUGAACCAAUCAGAGUUCAUCGAUUGGUUCAAAUCGGCCGGUUGCAGAUGGCGUAAUUGGCUCCGCCCGUUUGUCGUCACGGCGCCCGAUUCUCCCAUCGCUGCAGAUAACUUUGCUUUAGUCAAUGCCUACGAUGGACUGGACUGUACAUUAGACUGGUGUUGGAACCUGAAAUAAAUGUGCUUUAUCCACA